This is a messenger RNA of Pistacia vera, 693 nucleotides long. RefSeq names its product galectin-3-like. Lineage: Eukaryota; Viridiplantae; Streptophyta; Magnoliopsida; Sapindales; Anacardiaceae. The record is from RefSeq and is a predicted model, not a curated record. The coding region runs from base 20 to 493 and encodes 157 amino acids. The transcript is spliced from 2 exons.
AUGUUUAUUUAAUAUAGUGAUGUUCACUUUCUUAUUUAAGAAAAUGGGCUCUAGGGCGUUCCUUCUCUCGGGUCUUUUACUGGCUAUUCUUCUUCUUAUCUCUUCGGAGGUGGCGGCUAGAGACUUGGCUCAGACUUCCACUGAGAAGCAAAAUGCUAAGGAAUCAUCAACAGGGACAAAUGGAGUAGAUGAAGCAAAGUAUGAUGGAAACGGAAGAUACGAGCCACAAUGUGCAUUCCCAACGUUGCCACCUCCCCCGCCACCGCCAUGUGGAUUCCCACAAGGCCCACCACCAUGUGGAUGCGGUGGAGGGCCACCUGGUGGAGGCCCACCUGGUGGAGGCCCACCUGGUGGAUCCGGAGGAUUCUUCCCACCUGGUGGACCCGGAGGAUUCUUCCCACCUGGUGGACCCGGAGGAUUCUUCCCACCAGGCGGUAGUGGACCAACCCCACCACCAGGUGGUGGUUUUGGUGGAGUCCCUGGAAUAGGGUAAUAUGGGGCUCUAAGCUUUCAGAAGGUUAGGAACUUGUUAAUUAGAAGGCUUGGCCGUUGAUUGCUACUACUUAAUUAAGGCAAGCCUUAAAAUAAAGCACCAUAUAUAUGCUAAUCCAAGAAUGUAUUUAGAUAAGUGGUGCACUAAUAAAUUAAUGCGUGAUCACAACGACAUGAAUGGAUGCAUGUCUAUUUCCUUGA